AUGCCUCGUUUUGAUGAUGCCGAUUUUGGGGUCGACGCCGCUCCCCCGGCUGGCGCUCGUUCUCCCAGAGACCACCGCAGCGUGGCGGGUUCGCUGCCUAUCCCCGGUGAUGCCAACAACACCGUGGAGGUCCCCGCUACCCGGAGCUCCAUCUCUGAUGCCGCUCAGUUCAUGCACAACCUGAGCCUGUCGCCCUCCACCCGGGACCGUCGUGGUUCCCGCAACUCCUUCGGCACCUCGCUGCCCAUCCCCCGCUCGCCCGCGUCUCCCGACUCUCGUCGGUGGCCCGCGCCGGCGAUCCAGGACAUGUCGCAGGAGAAGGUCGCCGCCGCCAAGAACAUGGCCUUCGCCUUCGACAUUGAUGGUGUGCUGUGCCACGGCCUCGAGCCGAUCGAGGAGGCCAAGGAGACCCUCCGCAUGCUGAACGGUGACAACGAGCUGGGCAUCAAGAUCCCCCACAUCCUCCUGACCAACGGCGGUGGUAAGACCGAGGCCGCCCGUUGCAAGCAGCUCUCCGAGAUCCUCGAGCAGCCCAUCUCCACCGACCAGUUCAUCCAGUCCCACACCCCCAUGCAGGCCCUGUCCGAGUACUACGAGACCGUCCUGGUCUGCGGUGGUGAGGGCCAGGCCAUCCGCGAGGUGGCCGAGAACUACGGGUUCAAGAACGUCAUCCACCCCAAGGACGUCCUCGCGUGGGACCCCACCGUCUCGCCGUGGGGCUUCUUCACCGAGGAGGACCGCCUCGAGGCCAAGCCGCGCGAUUUCACCAAGGUCAAGUUCGACGCCAUCCUGUUCUUCGCCGACUCGCGCGACUACGCCACCGACUUCCAGCUCUGCAUUGACCUCCUGCUAGCCGAUAAUGGCAAGAUGCUGACGCGGUCUGAUAACCCCGACGACCACAUCCCCAUCUACUUCUCCCAGGGCGAUCUGAUCUUCCCCACCAACCACAAGGGCCCCACCCGUCUGACGCUCGGUGGCUUCCGCAUUGCCCUCGAGGCCCAGUACAAGGCUCUGACCGGCCAGGACAUGGAGCGUGUCAUCUACGGCAAGCCCGAGCGCGCCACCUACACCUACGCCGACGAGGUCCUGCGCUCGUGGAUGGAGCAGAUCCACAACGAGAACACCCUGCCCCAGAACAUCUACAUGAUCGGCGACAACCCCAUGUCCGACAUCAUCGGCGGCAACAUGUACGGCUGGAACACCUGUCUGGUGCGCACCGGUGUCUUCCAGGGCGGCGAGAACGACCCGCAGAACCCGGCCAACUUUGGUGUCUUCGACAAUGUCCUCGAUGCCGUCAAGGCCGCCGUCCGCAAGGAGCUGGGCCAGGAGUUCAAGUUCAAGUGGAACCCCAAGGUCAACCCCGUGGUUCACGGUGACGGCCAGUCCGCCAUCGAAUAGGCUCCCACCCCCCCACCAAAAAUCAAAAAGACAAGGGAAAGAAAAAAUAAAUCAAAUCAACCCUGGCGUUUGGUGAUUCCCCAUUUUAUUAUAUCUUUUAUCAUACUGUCUACCGCAGGAUGCUAGACAGAUUCGCACUUGGUUCUGGUAUAUGUGUGUCACGCUUUAUGUCUCUUCUUCUUUAUUUCUUCCUCUUCAUUUUUUUUUUUUUUUUUACAUGUUUAUUUCUUUUGUCGGUCGGGUUCUAGACUGGGU
This is a messenger RNA of Aspergillus campestris IBT 28561, 1653 nucleotides long. RefSeq names its product phosphatidyl synthase. The transcript has 2 exons. Gene Ontology annotation, cellular component: mitochondrion. The record is from RefSeq and is a predicted model, not a curated record. The coding region runs from base 1 to 1398 and encodes 465 amino acids. Gene Ontology annotation, biological process: glycerophospholipid biosynthetic process. NCBI's taxonomy places the organism in Eukaryota, Fungi, Ascomycota, Eurotiomycetes, Eurotiales, Aspergillaceae.